CAAGCGGAAGAGAGAAAUUUCAACAAAAGAUUCAACUUACGUGGUUUUAAUAUGGUUUUGUGAAACUGAUUUGGUAUUCCCUAUAACUCUUUUAAAAUGGUGGUAUGAGGGACAAUAUUUUAGUGAACUUAUGUGUAUUGAUCACGUACACUGUAAGUUACAGGGCUUUGUCUGAACUGGAUCCAGUUCUAUUUUUAGAAUUGACUGACAAGCAUGGAACAGUAACCAGUCUAAAAACAAAAAACAUUGUUAAAGGUGUAACUUUACCUUGUGUUUUUUGAGUUGAAACAAAAUGAUUAUUAAACAGUAUUUCACUGACGGAUUAAUUCAGAUAGCUAUUAUUCUAAGUUUACUUAGAACAGAUCUUAAUAACUAUCUCCACAGCAAUUUAAUAAACUACCCCGAAGUUCAAGAUGUGAUCUUGGGACAAAGCAUAGCCUAUGCACCUUCAAAUUUUCAUAACCAUUUCAACAUUUUAAAUAGCCUUAGUGGCAGUGUGCACCCGAAAAGUGUGGAUCAUGAAUACUUUUCAUCUAUAUUUCAAGAAGUUCGCAGUCUUCCAAGGUUUCAACGAUUUUAUGGACUUAGUACAAACAUAGAUGCGUUUUUGCUCGAGACAAACCUAGGAUUAUCGUCCAGUAGUGUGCAGCAUAGUUCGUCGUCAGGUGGUCAAGGUUCUAGUGAAGAACAAAAUGUCAAUGCAGCAGUUGAUAAUCUCUCUUCAUCGGAAGUACAUGAAGAAUCAAACGCAAAUGAUAGAACAGAGGAAAUCUCAAGUGAUGAGGUUUUGAACAAUGAUUCGCACGCCGCUGGGGCAGUUUCGUUUUCGUCUAGUCUGUUAGGAAGUAAUCCCACUGAAGAGGAUUUGGAUUUAAUUGAAGUUCUGUGGCGACAAGACAUUGAUCUGGGUGUUGGUAAAGAUGUUUUCGAUGUUGAUCUUCGGAAAAAGCUUGAACAGGAGCGAGAACUUGAGCUGCAACAACAGCGUGCAAAGGAAAAACAAGAAGAAUUGUUACGGAAGAAGAAGGAAGAAGAGAGACGUCAGUUGAAUCAACAAUGGCUGUCACAGAACUUCAUGCAGGAUGGUGAAACCGGUGAGUGGGUACCACUGGAUACGCCUGCUGGAGGGCUGCAGACUGAUAUCUUCAGUGCAUCAAAUGUUGCUGAGAAUUUCUCACUUGAGGAAGCACUCGAAAUUUUGUCUUCUCCGGCUGGCCAGGAGAAAGUGGACAGCUUUAUACCGAAUGGAAACAGUACGCAGUUACUGGACAGCCUACCAGUAACACCUCUACCAGCGCCACCAGCCCAGCCCAUCCAUUACUUUGGGAACUACAUUGAAGAAGGCGCACAGCACCCCAAUCAAUCCAAUCAGCCACAACAGCUCCACACCCUACAGAAUGUUGAACGACAGGACAGCUUCCUCGAGUGUCUGGCAGACCUGCUGGACUUCAAUAACCUGACUCAGGAAGACCUUGAUGCGACGAGAAGCCCCGAUUCCGAACUCCUGCCUAAUGCAUGCCACGUGAACAGCACUGAUGUGCUGCUACAGAACGCCACGAUGCCGACACCUGCCGCUAACACCACCCUGCCGUCUCCGAUGGCUGUCAGCAUGGGCCUGCCACUGCCCACCAGUAACAACAGUAACAACGCAUCGUGCAUGCAGCAACUCAAUGAUACAGAAUUUCUAUCACAAGCAGAGAAUUUCAGCUCCACUGUUCCUGCUGUUGGGAGUUUUGAAUCAUUGGACUGGGAGGCUGAAGACAUCUUUUCCAACGUGACUGCGAUGAAUCAGUCGGACAAUCUGAGCAGUGUAGCCGAUCUCGUACUACCCGAAGAGGCCAUCCAUGCAGGUCUCCAGUCGGUGGAUAUGAUGGAAGCUUCAUCCAGUGUGACCCCGGAUCUGCUGCUCGACGAAGUCAGUGAAGAUUCGGCCAUAGAGUCCAUGGGCAGCGCAUCACCAUUGCAGCAUGACAUGGAAACGGUGGAUGGUCUGGAGGGAGCCACUGGAGGGAGUGACUACGGCACUGGUAGCCCCACCUACAGCAAGUCUUCUAAGUUCGAGCCGGAGGAUUUCCGCUACUCCUACAGCUCGUACAGUGACUCCGAGUCGCCAAACACCAACUGUUCCACCUCGUCCAAUGACACGGACUUCAACCGACCGUCGAGCGGACCGCCGAAACACGUCAAACACAACCACACGUACCCACUCCAGCCGGGCGAGUCUCCCAGGGAGGUGAAGGCUUACACCAAGGUGGAAAAGUCUAAACACAAAGGACCAUACAGCAGAGAUGAGAAGCGCGUGUGCGAUCUGAACAUUCCGUUCACGGCCAGUCGGAUAAUCAAUGCGCCCGUGGAGGAAUUCAACGAGAUGAUGUCCAAGUACAAACUGACCGAGCCGCAGACACAGCUGAUCCGCGACAUCCGCCGCCGUGGAAAGAACAAGGUGGCCGCCCACAACUGCCGUAAGAGGAAGAUGGGGAUCCUGAUGACUCUGGAGGACGAACUGGAUGAGCUGAAGGACGCGAAGGAAAAGCUGGAGCGGGAGCGCUACUACAUCGACAAGCAGACGCGCGAGAUGAAGGAGAAGUUCAGCUACAUGUACCGAGAAAUCUUCAACUCACUGCGCGACGAGCAUGGGAAUCCCUACGACGCUAAUGAGUACUCGCUGCAACAGUCGAGCGACGGGAACGUGUUCCUGGUGCCGCGCACCGUGCCCUCGGACGACAGCGCCAUGAAGACCGGGAAGAAGAGGAAGAAUGAUAAGAAAUAGAAAAGGAAAACAUUUGUGGCAUUGUUAACACGAUCUCUUUAUUCAUGAAGCUGAAACUCUUUGCAGUGAUAUUUGUUAUGGUAAUUUAUGAUAAUCUUUUUUUUCUUCUGAAAAGUUAACAGAAAGUGAUUUUUUUUUUUUUUUUUACAGAAUUGGAAUUUUGGUUUGGUUUUCGUUGAUGUCACAAAUAAGAUAGACUUACCUGUCCAGGACCCAUGCUUAUAAAACUUUUAAAGAGUCCAGGCUCGAUCUCUAAUGACGUCUUGGACUUCCAAUAAAGUGUUGAGUCUAUAGACUCUAAAAAAGUUUUAUAAGCACCAGGCCAGAGAUAUCAUGUCAUGUCAUGUAACUUGCAGCAAACAACCAUUAACACCAUCAUGUCUAAAUAGCAUAUCGUUUCGUCUUGUCACUAUUCCUGGUUCUGUUUGAUGUGGGGGUGGCUGAUACAUGCUACAAUAAUCAACUGCGUAGUCGAUAUCUCUCGUAGCACAUGGAGGAUCCUUGUUUUCGCAUUUAUUGUAGAACUGACCACCAUCUGUUACGACCUGUUAACUGAUGUGCAGUAGUAAUACAUUGAUCUACAGUUUCACCAAACUUGAAUGUGAAUACAUUACCCUGUGACCUUAAUAUUUCAUUUUGACCUGACCCACAUUUUUAAUUUUUCCUCGACAUGAACUCCAUUAUUCAUUCGACCUGACAUGAACUUCAUUAUUCAUUUGACCUGACAUCAUCUUCAUUAUUCAUUCGACCUGACAUGAACUCCAUUAUUCAUUUGCUCUGACAUGAACUUCAUUAUCCAUUCGACAUGACACAUGACCUUCAUCAUUCAUUCAACUUGACCUGACAUGCAUUUUUUCAUUUGAUCUGACCUGCAUAUAUCAUUUGACCUGUCUGUCAUGUAAAUGACCUUGACCUAACCUGUAUUUGUCCCUCAAAGAUGUACUCUGUGAGUAUUAAUCUCAAGUUAGAUGAAGAAAUAUCUGAACUUCAGUUUGCAGCGAUGACAUGUUAAACUUUAAAAUCUUCCAAUCGUUGAUCUACAUUGAAUUCUAAACAUCCAUUUAUCGUGUGGGACAAGUCCCUGUCCAUCUUUUUACUUGUUCCGUCUUAAGUGUGCCAUUCCCGUCCAAAUGUGUCGGUUGAAAGAGUCCGGCAAUAUUUAAAUUGUCUGUCAUGGAACAUUAAAGAGUCUUGUUUGAUAGAAACAAAACUGCCCAAAAUCAUACAGUGUUAAUUUAAUGCAUGACUGGUCAUUGUACAUUUUAGAAUUUUCAGUUUUAACACUUGUUUUGACAGACAAGUUGUCAGAAUAAUUUAUUGGUCCUACACCAGGCUUUCUGCAAGAAAAUAAUUUCAGGGUAUGUAAUUAAAACAAAAUAGAUCACUUGCCCCUACAAGCUGGUUAUAGGAGUUGAAAAUAUUUUGAAAAUGGACACUACAUUUCAUAUAAUUUGACACCUUUUAACAGCAGUGGUCUUAUUAUUAUCUAUCUAAAAAAACAUUUAAAAUAUAUCCAUUAAUUUCCAAGAUUUUAGGUACGUAAAUUUUCUUUGUCCUGCAAUUAAACAACUUGUCUUGAGCAAACAAACAAGUCUUUUUUUAUUUUUUUUGUCUCUUUAAUUUUUUUUUUAAAUUAACAAGUCUUAAUGCAGCUUCCUAAUUCUCAUUGGCAAUGGUUAGUAGAUUUUAAUUGUUUUUGUAAUAGCAGUUGUCAGGGACAACCAGUUGAAUGCUUAAAGAAGCAUUAAUCUUGUUUUCUUACGGUCAGGUUAACUAUUCACGAAAAGAGAGGGAAAAAAUCCAAGUUUCCGACAGUUUUCAUUUGGUCUCUUUCAAACCAAAUUAGAACGAUGGUGGAAAUUUCUCUGUUCAAUAAAAUGAGCAUUAAUUGUGUUGUGGGACUAUGUAUUAGAAUUGUGUUUGGUCUUCAUCGCUGCAAUUGGAGAUGGUGUGUUAUUCCAGAGGAAAAAAAAAAAAAAAAGGAAAAAAGUGGCAUUAACUGAUUUAGCAAAAGCUUAUUAGGUGCAUUAUUUGGUUUAACUGCUAAUUGUAGGAAUAUGUGUACAUUAAUUCAUUGUUAAUAGAAGAUAAAUAAUUUAGAGUUGAUAUUACCUGUAUGGAAAAAUUGAAACUUCACAAAGCUGUGAUAAAUAAUGUGGCUUUUGUUUGUAACCAUGUAACAAGAUAGUACAGUCAAAUCUGCUUAAUUGCAUAGCCCCGGUAUGUAUGUUGAUGACAUAUUAUCUGGCAGGUCUGUGGCUUUCUCAGAACUUUUCCAUUCUCAUGUUGGUUUUGUUUCAAGAAAAACCAACAAAUGAAUCAAGAGACGUUUCUUUGUGUAUUUUGUAAGCUUUUGUUCCAAAAGUUGUUUUCAAUAUAUGGAGCACAAGUUUCCUCUCUCUCUCAGAUCCACGGGCCACUCUCUGAAAUCCACAGGCCUGCAUUGGUUGAUGUCUGUUUAUAAAAAAAAUUGAUCUGUCUAUUCAGCCAACCAAGCAUUCAUUAGCCGAAGGGUUAUAUUGAAAAGCAUUUUUACUUCUUUGGUUAUCUGAUCAUGGACGUUUUCUCAUGGUUUUUGAUUAUGUGAUAAAUUGAGGAUGCUUGUUUUUAUAAGGUUUUACUGAUUUUCAGAAACUGUUGUUGAAUGACUUUCAUAAAAAAAAACAUUACUGAAGUGAAGAAAUUAUAGACUCAUAGUGAAUGUCGUUUCGUAAGAAUUGUUUUUGACACAGUGAUUAAUGUUAUUGGUGUUGUGAUGUUCCUGCUGGACACCCAGUAUAUUUUUAAUGUGUUGUUAAAUUUGGUUUGUUUUUAAUGAAUUUUAAAACCUGAUCAAUGUUUCUGUUCAUUUCAUAUUUUAAGAAUUGUAUUAUUAUUUAUUUUUUUGAUAUACAUGUAGCUACUGACAUCACUUGAGUUCAUGUCCUUUUGCUUUCUUCAAUUAUAAGAUUAUUAUAUGUUUACGGCCAGGCAGUGGCAUAGUGUGGACGGGACCACCAGGGCGCUUGCCCUGGGCGCAAAAUUCUGGACUGGUAGAAGGGACUCUGGGAGUGCUGAUGGUCUACUGGUUAGGGGGCACAAUACUUGCCUUGCCCCGGGUGCUGGCAACCCACGCUACGCCACUGAAGCUAGGGUCACUUAACAUAUGCCCUGUUAAGUGGUUCAAGAGAUAACACAUUUUGUUUGUCAAAAAAAGUACUUUAUUCAAUUCGUGAUAUGGUAAAUAUCUUACCUUUAUUUUUUCUACAUAAUUUGGUGGUUAACUGAAUUCAGGCUAUGUAGCCAUAAAUAGAAAAUAUAAUUUUGUUAACUUUUACCCAUCGGUAACUUCGAGUACUGAAUAUGUGAACUGUUAAUAGUAAUACAAAUUGUGAAUUUAGUGGUACGUUUACAUGCACAACUAGGCUUACUAUGUUGUGCGAAAUUAGGCCCUGUGCGAUAACAAAGUUGGAUCACCUAAUUGAUACAUUGAGGUAUCACUAAACAACCAUUCCAUUGAUGAUGGGCCAUCACAUUCAGAACAUCCAUUGGUGUAAGUUACUGUGUAGUCACGACUAAACAUUAAUUUGGUUGAAAUUUAUUCUUCUUCUUAACAUGAACAGACUCGUUCAUAAUAUGCAUAAAUCGCGCCACAUCUUUUGAUAAGAGACAUGUGAUGUCAUAGAUACCUAUGGUCUUAAAAGUUCCUAUAGGAUGUGUAAGGUAAUAAAAAUAUUUGUUUUUAAAGUUGCACCCCUUAUCUCUCUAUCCUGUGACAUUAACUACUAGAUAACAAACACGGCUACAGUUCUAAUAAGACUUGUGUUUUUGCCAUUAACAAAUGUAGGCAAUUGCCUCAAUGCACCUUAUCUGGUCACCAUUUUUGUUAGUACAUUGUACAAGAUAGCAGGGAUUCUAGAUUAUGGUAGUCCCACUCCCAUGGCUUGUGAUAUUCAAUGUUGGGCUAGUAAAUAACUACUAUUGCCAUACAAAAGUUGUCAAAUGGUGCAUUUAAGUCUAUUUUGAAAAUAUGAAUAGUCUGCCCCUGCUUUAGGUAAACACAUCUGAUUAUUACUAUUAGUAAAAUUGUAUUAAAUAAAGUAAGGCUAGUGAAUUUUUAAUGAAGGCUGGUAAAUUUUUAAAAUCACUGAUGACAUGGCUAGUGGAUUUUACAAAUAUUUCUAGAAGCCCUGAAAACACAUAAGAGAUAAUCCUGCUUUAGUAUGGAUAACAGUAUAUUUUUAAUGACCUAUGUUGAAGGUUGCAUCCAAUAUAAAAUGAAGAAUGGAAUAUUGUAGGAAGAAAAUUAAACUUCAUGAUCUGGGCCCGAUUUACGAAGCGAUCUUGGCACUAAGAUCACCUCAAAGUGCAUGAGGUAGUCAUGCACUUAAGAUGAUAUUGGUGCUAAGAUCACUUCAUAAAAACGGAGCCAAGUUCUAAAUACUUAAAUUUAAAAAAGGUUUAUAUAUACAGUAUCAAAGAUUGCAGAUUUAUAACUAAAAAAAUAAUAUAUUGAUCAUUGAAAGUUUUAUUUAGUUUAGUUUUUUGUUUAGUUUUUGUUUAUUUUGUUUAAACAAUACUUUUCAAUAGUCUUGUUUUGUUUCAGUUGUUGUUAGUACUGUACAUUUGCUGUUUUUCUGUUAUCAGGGGAUUGUUAGGUUUGGGUCAGAUAUGUUUCUGUUCUGUAGAUAUCUUAGUUUAUCAUUCACCUCUGAAUUUCAUACAUACAUCAUACGUCGCUCCUACCACAUACCAAUUUGAAUUUCCUACAAUUCUAAUUUAAUCGUUCUCGAGUUAUUUCUAGAUAUUUUCCCUGCAGACAGAUCAUAUUUGUAUUUAGAUGAGAGCCAAAAAAUUUGAUAACCAAUAGGAGAAAUAUCUAUUUACUUGUAUACCACAAAACUCGGAGAAUUGUAAAUUUGCGUUAGCCAUUGAUGGGUUAUGCAAAAACCAAUCCAGGUAACCCAUUUCAUUGUUAUGUAACCCAUCAUGAUCAUGUAAAUGAUGUCAUAAAUUAAAUGCACGAACGAAAAAUGGGUUACGCAGUCUAUACUUACGCAAGCGACGUGCAAAUGAAACCGUCGCUCUCGCAAUAUUCAUAAGCCUUUACCAGUAGUGAAGAAACGUUUACAUAUACUGUAGAGAUCCUUGCUUGGAGUUCAAACUAGGUCCCUGUUUACCUCCCUUGUCAUACUGUAGUCACUCAACACAGGUUGUUGAAGGUAUAGAAAUGUUAAACCUUUUGUUUGUUUAUGGUACUGGAUAUAGUACACCUACGAAGUACUAAAACUAUUUUAUCACCGGUGUAUAUAUAUAUAUAUAUAUAUAUAUAUGUAUGAUGUAUAUGUACGUAUACUUGAAUGUAGUUUGUUUGCCUAUACAGCGAAGUGUAACCUGUGAUUGCAUGGGAAGUAAACUAACCUGUAUUCAGCUAGAGGUGGCUUGUGUGCAUAACAUUUGAGCUGAUAAAUAGUUUUUAGAAAAUAAGUAUUUUUGAGAAUCAACUCAGACAUUGCUUUGUCUGUGGGGUUGAAGAUGUAGAACGUUUUUCUUUUUUUUCCUUUUAAUGAGGCGAUUGUUGAGGGUGAUAAAUAAACAAGAUACUAUUCCACUUUAUUCUGGGUUUCCAAAAAGUCGAGUGAUUGCAAAUGAAAUUUUUUGAGGCUAAAAGUCAUGGAUAACCAUUGAAUUGUGUUUUUUUUUGACACUUUAAAAUAAGCCAAGAAGAGAUUGGCAAUUUGUGGUAGAAUAAGAGGAAACAAAUUAGAACGGAAAGUUGAUGGAAAAUGCAUAUCAAAGUUUGUUGACUAGGUAGGGAACCCUGUAUGAAGGUUGUAUGUAUUUUGUUUGUAAAGUGAUAGAUGAUUCUCUGGUAGAAUAGGAUGAUUUAUAGCCUUAACCUUCAUUGUUGUUAUUACUUUAAUAAACAUUUAUUUACGCUGGGGUGGGGCGGAGCAUGGUCCGAACCUGUGGGGGUGGGGGGUGGGGGGUCGAAUACAAACCUGUAGUCCAUCCCAUCCUCUUACAAACAGGGUUUUGUAAAUAAUUUCAGUUUGGUUCGACAUAAGAAGAAAAGUAAAUGUGUUUUUAAAAUAACAUACUAUUUUUGUGUGCAAUUUAGAAAACAAUCGGCUUGGAAAUAAAUAACUCUGAAUUUAGCAUGAAAAAAUGCAUUUGUCUACAGUUUUCCUGCUUCAGCAGGCAGAUUUGUUGGAACCCCCCUCCCCCCCACCCCAUCUAUGCCCUUGUACUCUGUAAAACUUGCAUAAGUUUUAUGUAGGUUGAGUUUGCUAUUCGCAGUAGCAAAAUAUAUUUUCUCUUACUAACAAUUCCGUUUACUUUCCAGUUUACUUUCCCGCCACAGACGUUAGGGUUGUUGAAUGGCCUGCUAUAGUGCUAAGGAAUGACUGAAGGCUUUUUGUUAAAGUUUGUUGUAAAUAUUCCUUGUUUAGUAUUGUGUAUAUAUAGGCUGGGCGAUUCCUGUAGUUAUUUCUCAUUGUUAAAACAGACUAACCCCGCGAAGAGAAGUUUGGUUCUUGGAAAUGAAUUGCACUUCACAACUAUGUUUUCAUUAUAUAUUAAAUAAAAUAUAAUUUAAUAAUAAA
Messenger RNA from Gigantopelta aegis, 9354 nucleotides. RefSeq names its product endoplasmic reticulum membrane sensor NFE2L1-like. NCBI's taxonomy places the organism in Eukaryota, Metazoa, Mollusca, Gastropoda, Neomphalida, Peltospiridae. Gene Ontology annotation, cellular component: nucleus. Gene Ontology annotation, biological process: regulation of transcription by RNA polymerase II. Bases 293 to 2770 code for a protein of 825 amino acids. Gene Ontology annotation, molecular function: DNA-binding transcription factor activity, RNA polymerase II-specific; RNA polymerase II cis-regulatory region sequence-specific DNA binding. The record is from RefSeq and is a predicted model, not a curated record. The transcript has 10 exons.